Molecule: messenger RNA, 1587 nt
Organism: Pleurotus ostreatus (oyster mushroom)
Lineage: Eukaryota; Fungi; Basidiomycota; Agaricomycetes; Agaricales; Pleurotaceae
Exons: 2
Coding region: 1-1587 (528 amino acids)
Biological process (GO): regulation of cyclin-dependent protein serine/threonine kinase activity
Cellular component (GO): cyclin-dependent protein kinase holoenzyme complex; nucleus
Molecular function (GO): cyclin-dependent protein serine/threonine kinase regulator activity; protein kinase binding
Source: RefSeq, a predicted model, not a curated record
AUGCUCGCUCUUGUCCACCCUUUUGACCCGUCCCCUGAACCCCACGCGUCCAGGCAGAUUCCAAGAAGACUGCCGUCCUUCACAAAGCAGCCUCAGAAGCAGAUCUCAUUUGCAAAGAAUCACUCGAAUUCAUUCCAGCAGCCAGCACAGGCUUCUUCAUCGUCGGCGUCGACGUCCUCCUUGCACCACAACCACCACCAUCAGCCGGAGCGAUCUCCAGCACCAGCGACCUCCACGGCGGCGGCGACGGCUGCACCGCAGCAGCAGCAAACCCCCUUCGACAUCAACACUUACCCGUCGACCGACCUUCUCAAGGUCCUCGCAUCGCUUUUAACGCAGAUUGCGGCGACGAACGACAAGCUAGAGUCGGCCUCCAAUGCAUCGGAAAGCCAGGCUUUGCAGUCCAUACAGCACGCAACGCCUAUCUGGCAUACACUGACGACGGCGUCGAAAAAUGCCAUUUUGACUCCCUCGUCAACCCUCACUUUUCACGCCAGGAACGUACCAACGAUCAGUCUCGAAGCAUAUCUCCUCCGCAUUCUCAAAUAUUGCCCUACAUCGAACCAAGUUUUCCUUUCCCUGCUCGUCUACUUCGACAGAAUGUCGAAACUCAGCACAGAGGCUAUUGGGAGGACGUUUGUGAUUGAUUCCUACAACAUCCAUCGCCUUGUGAUUGCGGGAGUGACGGUGGCGAGCAAGUUCUUCAGCGACGUCUUUUAUACAAAUUCUCGCUAUGCAAAAGUCGGCGGACUGCCGCAAGCCGAGCUAAAUCAGCUUGAACUCCAAUUUUUGCUGCUAAACGACUUCAGACUGGUGAUCUCACCAGCCGAGAUGCAGCGAUACGCUGAACAACUUAUCGUUUUCGCCCAUUCCGAUAACCCCACCGCAGUACCUAUCUCCCACUCCUCCUUGCCACCUCAGCCUACUCCAUCCACACAUACUCCAACCACCCCUUCAUCCACGCAUACAAGCCGUGUACCACAUGGCGCAGUAGCUAUGGGGGCUGUGGACGCUUACGGAGGACGUAUACCAGACGAUCGCCAAUCUUAUCAUCAUCCGCAACCCGAGAUUAAGCCACACCAACCCGUUUACGAUACCCACUCGGCACCUCAUUCAUCCCAAUUCCAUCGAGUGUCCUCAUCGAGCAGCCGCUCUGUUGAGGUCAACGGUGACCACACCAAAACGCCAUUCAGCAAGCCUAGAUAUGCACCUGAGGAUGAAGAGACGGAGACGGAGACGGAAACUGAGAAUGAUGUAGCGGAUGGUGAUGAUACCACGGACGAUGAGCCCACGAUCCGGCCCGCGCGCUCAGCAGGCGGCUCAUGCGCAUCAUCCUCGGAUACCCAGAGUUUGUGCAGUGUUAGUACCGAUGAGGGAGAUACGGGCGAUGAGGCAGGGGACGAGUAUGGGACCGUUGAUGGCGACGAUGAUGAGUGGAUAGGACGGCCUAGACCGCCAGGAGCUGCAGGAGCUGAGGGCGAGGUUAGUGAAGGGUCUGGUGAUGCCACUCCUGAGCGGAGAGUUUUCAUCGUCCAGCGCUCUCCGAAAGAUAGAGAUAUAGUAGACCAUCGAAUGGGUAGCCCUUGA